Molecule: messenger RNA, 3912 nt
Organism: Ahaetulla prasina
Lineage: Eukaryota; Metazoa; Chordata; Lepidosauria; Squamata; Colubridae
Gene: E2F4
Product: E2F transcription factor 4
Exons: 10
Coding region: 88-1281 (397 amino acids)
Biological process (GO): regulation of transcription by RNA polymerase II
Cellular component (GO): RNA polymerase II transcription regulator complex
Molecular function (GO): DNA-binding transcription factor activity, RNA polymerase II-specific; protein dimerization activity; RNA polymerase II cis-regulatory region sequence-specific DNA binding
Source: RefSeq, a predicted model, not a curated record
CGGCGGCGCAGGAGGAGGAGGAGGUGGGGCGCCGCGGCGGAGCGAGCGCUGGGAUCCGCACACCGGCGUCAGGUGUGAGCCGUCCGGAUGGCGGAAUCCGGACCGCAGCCGCCGGGCGGCGGCGCGCCCAGCCGGCACGAGAAGAGCCUGGGGCUGCUCACCACCAAGUUCGUAUCGCUGCUGCAGGAGGCCAAGGACGGCGUGCUCGACCUGAAGCUGGCAGCAGAUACUCUGGCAGUGCGGCAAAAGAGACGUAUUUAUGAUAUUACAAACGUCCUUGAGGGGAUUGGGCUAAUCGAGAAGAAAUCGAAGAACAGCAUCCAGUGGAAAGGUGUGGGGCCCGGCUGUAAUACCCGAGAAAUUGCCCACAAGUUGAUUGAGUUGAAAGCAGAGAUUGAGGAUCUGGAGCAUCGGGAACGAGAACUGGAACAGCAAAAAAUGUGGGUGCAGCAGAGUAUCAAAAAUGUCACCGACGAUGUACAGAACAAAGAGUUAGCGUAUGUGACAGAUGAGGAUCUUUGCAAGUGCUUCCCAGGUGACACACUGCUGGCCAUCCGAGCUCCAUCAGGAACCCAGCUAGAAGUUCCUGUCCCUGAGGGCUUAAACGGCCAGAGGAAAUACCAGAUCCACCUGAAGAGUAGCAACGAUUCCAUUGAUGUUCUUCUAGUCAACAAGGAUGCCUGGAGCUCUCCUCCGGUGGUGCUUCCGGUCCCUCCCCCGGAAGACCUCAUUCAGUGCCAGCCAAUCACACCCUCUGAGAAGCCAUCCGUUGUCCCGUCCCAGGAGGCCUCUGUUCCCAGUGGUGCCCCCCCUCCUGUGUCUGUACCCAGCAGCACGCAAGACCACAGAUCCUCUGUGCCCAAAUCGGCCAGCGGGACAGAAACGGGCACCUCGACAACGGACUCCAAAAGCAGUGAGGAGUUGGACUCGCUUACCCCUUCGGCGGUACCAGCCAGUCCACCAGCUGGGCUUGAUACGCAGCCCCUCCAAUCCUCUGCCUUGCUGGACAGUAGCUCUGUCCUACCCAGUUCCUUUACCUCUUUUGAACCAAUCAAGUCCUUCCCCACAGAAAUACUGGAAUUUCCCAAAGAGCUUUCAGAAAUGUUUGAGCCAACCAGAGAGUGCGUGAAUUCCGAGUUGCUUGAAGAGCUGAUGUCAUCGGAAGUGUUUGCUCCUUUACUCCGCCUCUCCCCGCCUCCGGGAGACCACGACUACAUCUACAACUUGGACGAGAGCGAAGGCGUGUGCGACCUUUUUGACGUCCCGAUUCUCAACCUCUGACUUGGACUGCCUGGAUGGAUGGAUGGAUGGAUGGAUGGAUGGAUGGAUGGAUGGGUGGACUUUGGGAUACGGAUUCUUUUUUUUUUCUUGUUUUUUUUUUUUAAAGAAUGAAAACCUGUCUCAAGGGAACGUGGGGGAAACCCCCCCCCAACCUCUUUAUUUUGGAUAUUAUUAUUUUUUUUAUCUGCUAGUGCUUGAGUGAAGCACACAGCUGCUCUGGUCUAGACUGAAAAGCCAACGAGGAUAAAACCCUCGUCUCCAGCUUUUUUUUUUCUUUCUUCUUCCCCUUCCCUGGUUUAUCUUAGUCCACUCCUCCUUGUCCUUUCAUGGAUCCUGGGUGGGCGGCCUCCUUCCCAGGCACCUGCUGUUGAACCUUGCCAAGCAGCAAAAGAGCUUCCUUGAGUCCCCCACCCACCUUACCCCACCUAGUCUGUUUUGGCAUCCCUGCACUGCUGGGGGCACUUUGCAUCUCCCCCUCUCUUCCUUCUUUCUGGUUAUCAACAGAACAGCUGAACCGUAACCUGGUGGGGUUUGAGGAAAAUCCACCCCUGGCCUCCCUUUUUUGGCUCCUCCGUAGAAUUUAAACGGAGCGGGGCGUUUGUCUCUUUAGCAACUGUCUGCUUUUGGCAGGAUGGAAUUUUGUUUUUUUUUUAAAAUGUGCUUAGAAGUGGCGUUUCAAGUAACCCUCCUGGUCCGUCUGUUAACAUCAAAGCACGAAGCCCCCCUCCCUUUUUCCUUGUAGGCUGCGUAGACUUAAACCGUGUGUGUGCGUGCGUGUUUUUAAGGUGCCAGUUUUGCACAGUCACUUUUCCUCCAAAGAGUCAGAACUGAGAAACGAUUUUGUUUAAAAAAAGAAAAAAAAGAAAAAAAAAAGCGUUCGCGAAACAAGUCAGGGCUUACAAGCAGGUGGGACCUCGCCUGUCGUCAACGCAAAAGCCUCUUUCGCGCACUCGAAACUGGGUUGCCAUCGUCGUCGUCCCCAGCCUGCAACUGUGCUGCUUCAGCAAGGGAAGAGCUGGCUGGGGCUAAUGGGAGGCUUGCUUUCUUUCUCUCUCAAGCCCCCCCCCCCUCCCCACUUCCGGAUGGAGCCUCCGAUGGAGGAGAUUUAGUCCCACCUAGUCAAGUGAGUCUCGGUAGCUGCUAGAAUAGGGCUUUUUGGGGGAUGCGCUGAGGCUGCUGUUCGCCAUUUGCUAGCUGAAUUACGUUGCCGGUCCUGUUGACGCAGUCCGACUUCUCUUUGGAACUUAACCAUGACGUGCCCUUUUCCGCAUUCUCUCCGAUACGCACCAUCGGCCUCUCCGUUGGGGAGUGGGGGCGGGGGGCGUGUUCCUGUCCUGAUCCUCGGGACGCGGAUGGAAGGGAGCCCUCGCUUUCCCCAUCCUCACCCUCUGCGCUUCCGAACCUCUUUUCCCCCUUGAAAGCCAUAUCCUUUUCCACCGUCCGUCGGCCUCUGGGUUACGCCGCGUUGGCAAACACCGAACGCCAUUUCCCCAAGUCCUAGGCUGUUGCGGGUGCCGAAGGCCCACCUCCCAGCACUGGGGGCUGGGAGGGUGGGAAGGGUUUCGAUCCGAAGGGCGAAACCCUCUCCCACAUCCCAGCCCACGAACGGCCUGGCUGAAAAAAAAUAUAUCUCUUUUUGAUGGGAUUGAACGAAGACUGUGCUGCUUAGAAUUGUGGAAGGGUUUCACGUGAGUGGGCAGGCCUAAUCCUGAUCUCCCCUCCUCUUUCCCCAUGUAAUCGGGGGCCCUCCAACCUCAACCUUGUCAGCUGUAAGAUGGGCGGACUUCAGCUUCCAGAAUUUCCUAGCUAAGCCAUAGCGGCUGGGGAAUCCUGGGCGUUGAAGCCCACCCGUUUUAAAGCUACCAAGCUUGGAAACAGCCGGGCGAAAGGAUCCACAAAAGCGACUUUUUAUAGAGUUUUUCUGGAUAGGAAAUAGAUCUAGAUCCGAGGUCUUCCAACUUGGCAGCUUUAAGACUUGUGGACUUGCAGCUCCCAGAAUUCUCCAGCCAGCUAUGCUGAAGUUGGAAGUCCACGAGUCUUAAAGCUGCCAAGUUGGAAGACCUCUGAUCUAGAGAUUUUCACCUCUCCAGCCUAGGAGCAUCUGUCUCUGCCUCCAGGCAGGUGACUGUCUCAACAACAACAACCCUCUGGAGCAGGGGUCUCCAACCUUGGCAACUUUAAGACUUGUGGACUUCAACUCCCAGAAUUCCUCAGCCAGCAAAUUCUGGGAGUUGAAGUCCACAAGUCUUAAAGUUGCCAAGGUUGGAGACCCCUGCUCUGGAGCCCUGUUUAGCUCCCCCUGAAAGGACAGUCCCACCUCCAGGGUUUCCGAGCUGUUCUUCCACCUCUUGUCUGGCUGUACCCGGCGAGCCACGGGAAUCUCUUCCCUGCCUCCAUUGCAUCCCCUCCCUUCCUGUCGUACAUGGUUUCGGCCUGCUCUUCAGCAGCCAAACCUUCGUUUCUCUUCACUGUCACCUCCUUGGUGGCCCUGACCCCUUCGGUGACAUCCUCUCAAAGGAUGCAUACAUAGAGGAAAUGUUUGGGGGGGGUGGGGAAGGGAGAGAAAUGAGUUUUGAUUCAUAUAAAAAGAUUAUUUUUAUACUUUUUUGCAGCAGAAGACACUUGCCUGUA